AAUCAAAGAAAAUAUUAAGAAAUUUUUUUUAUCCCUAAUCUCUCCCAAAUCCUCUAAAAUCUCUUCCUCUCUUUCCCUACAGGUCGUCAGCCAUCUAUCCCAAUUCUCCCUAGUUCUGUUCUUCAAUCCCCAAUUCUCCUAUCUAAAUCCGUAAUUUCUAUCCUCGGUUCCUAAAUCUCUAUUGUUACAAGUAAUCGCGGGUGCCGAAGAUCAGUACCUAGAAAGUGAGUUUCUAACAGUGGUAUCAGAGCCCGACUGCAGGCACCGAUGUCAAAACCAUGUCGAUUUCUCAUCAAUUCUCGUCCAUUCGCAGUGAGAUGCAACAGGCGUUCGACGUCUUCAUUGCCCAACAAAAGGAGAACCAAGAGCAGUUGCAUGUGAAGUUUCAAGCUAUCGAGGAUCAACUGCAAACCAAUGACGACAACUUGAGAGCAUGCCUUAAGAAACUCCAAACCGAGCUCUAACAAGGUGGGACAACCCCACCAAUGGUUGUCGCCGUGAAGACCAAAGAAAGGAUCAGGGACACUGAUGCGAUUGAUGAUGUUGUGAGCCAAGAAGAAGGGGAUUUUGUCGCCCCUUCCGUUGUUCCAAGCAAAGAGAUGGCUUCCAUCUGCAGAGUAUACUUCAAGGCUGGAGUUUCAGGGAGGAUGUCAACACCAAAUCGAGUGGAGAAUAGGCGAUAAUAGAAAAUGCCUAGCUCCAUUGAAGAGGAGAUGGUGUCUAAUGCGUCAGCCACCACGAAUGGAGAGCUAACCUCGCCAGCCGCCGUGAUCGACGAGAUCCAUACUGCCAGAAUUCUCGAGUUCAAGUGUACGUUGGCAAAGUUGCGUAGCUAAGCUGACAAACGAGAAGAAAUGUAGACAAAGAUUUCAUCGUCGAGGAACUACGCUUGAUGAGUUUCACGGGCUCUAAGCAUGGCCUGCACGCGGUUCGGAAGAUUGGCCACAAUGUGAGUAGUACCACCCACCCUACCGUACCACCUAUAGGCGGCCUUCCGUCCUACAACCGCUCAACAAGGAAGUGCAGUGAUCUUGAAUAGGAAUCCUACAAUGAUUAAUAGGAUCCACAUAAAAAUACCACUAGAUUGAGCACCGAUGAUUUCGUAUCCAGUCAAAAAUUUGGCUAAUUGAUCAAAGUGGGUAGCUCCAGUAGACCCAUAGAUCAUGGAACAAAUAGGGUGGGUAAGGCAAUGCCAAAGAUGAGGCGGGAAUCGAGCGUGUCAGCUCGCCAUCAGGUGGGCAUUUCAUUGGCGGAGCUCGGUGUGCCAACAAACAAUAUGAAGAGGAAAUCGGAGGAGGAGCAGGCGACGAAGGUGGAAGAACCAAUGGCGGAGCGGAUUCAGCGGGGUUUGUCGCCAACAAAUUCCUUGGGGUUCAUCGCACACAUGGCGCUGGGACCUACGACAAAACCCGAGCCGGAUAGGGAAUUAGAGGCUUUGAGCAUAUCUUUGAAGACCUUAAGCCGGAGCAAAAGGAAGUGCAAUUCUCUUACUCUUAUUUCGUGAAUUUCGAAAAAGAAGAGGACGAACUGUUCGGCUAUGGUGAACGUGACAUGUGUCACGUGAUUCGAGAAGAGUUAAAGAAAGUUGGAGUUGUCAAAGAAAGAGUCCUUCGUGAGAAGUAGCACAACUGAAAACGAAGAAAACAGAGUGUAAAGAAAGAGAAAGGUGACCCCAACCUUGAGGGCAAUGUGGCUUUCAAGAGGGGUGGUUUGUUAGAAAACCGUCCAUUAUGAGUUUCUCUAAUUAUUUUUAGUAGGAUAAUUAUUAUUAUGGUCAGUAUAGAUUUAGUCAAAUUAGGGUUAUUAUAAUGGUCUUCCAGUAUUUUCCUAUAAAUAUGUAAUUUGGGU
Linum trigynum is the source of this 1848-nucleotide messenger RNA. Lineage: Eukaryota; Viridiplantae; Streptophyta; Magnoliopsida; Malpighiales; Linaceae. The record is from the annotation of a GenBank genome assembly.